AUGGAAAAGUACUCCGUCUCCAUGGAUCGGCACGGCGGCAGUCUCGAUGGCGAUGGACAGGCACAUUGCCCGAAAAGGACACCAAAGAAGCGGCGGAGCGGAAAGAAAAACAUAUCGUCUGUAAUCUUCAUAGCAAAACGACAAGACCACGACGACAAGAACACGCCACUCCGGCGGCCAACAGCAAAAGCACGGCGAGUCAGGAAUGGACGCCAAAAGCCUUGGUUUAUUGUCUUGGCCGACCGACAGCCCGCCUACAGAGACUUAUUCGACUCGCUGGGCUCGCCAAUCUCUCCGUGA
Sporothrix schenckii 1099-18 is the source of this 300-nucleotide messenger RNA. RefSeq lists its product as uncharacterized. Bases 1 to 300 code for a protein of 99 amino acids. NCBI's taxonomy places the organism in Eukaryota, Fungi, Ascomycota, Sordariomycetes, Ophiostomatales, Ophiostomataceae. The record is from RefSeq and is a predicted model, not a curated record. The transcript has a single exon.